AUUGACUUAAUAAAUGAUUUAUCAAUAUCUAGUGGUAUACUGUAUAUAUUUAUAUAAUUCCAAUCUUUAAAAAUAUGCAAGUUGUAUUAAUCUUCAAAAAAAUUCUUAUUUUGGAACAAUCUUUGAUCUUAAUUCAUCAUUUUCAUCAGGAACUUGAGGCACAAUACAUGGUUUAGAACUUGUAAAUCCCAGUCAAUGGGAGCAUAUCCAUCAUAAAUAUCUGUAUUUCCUGCAAGUCAGAGGGCCAGAAAUCCCCUAAUACUUUCUGGGAUUUGCUUUUUAUUGCUUGUUUCUGCAGGAUAUAGCUGGAUCGAAAGGUUGAUCGAUAAAUCGAAGAUUCAGAAAUGUCGAACAUUGAGAUGGGGAGUAAAAACAAGUACAAGAGGAUGGAUUCUGAACUCGGUGAGGAUGAUAACGAAUCUUUAAACGUCCAAGGGAAGGAUAUUGCCAACAGCACCAGAAGAUAUGUUAUGGCCUGCGCGUUUUUCGCUUCUGUCAAUUCUGUUCUCCUUGGUUAUGAUGUUGGUGUGAUGAGUGGAGCAAUUAUAUUCAUCCACGAAGAACUGAACAUAAAUGAGGUGCAACAAGAAGUAUUAGUCGGGUGUUUGAGCAUCGUUUCUCUGAUUGGUAGCUUAGCCGGGGGAAGAACAUCAGAUGCUAUCGGAAGAAAAUGGACAAUGGCUAUAGGAGCCAUUAUUUUCCAACUGGGAGGUUUGAUAAUGACAAUUGCACAUUCGUUUGAGAUUCUAAUGCUCGGAAGGCUUCUAUCAGGGAUCGGAAUUGGGUUCGGAGCAACGAUCAUGGGAGUUUACAUAGCUGAGAUAUCACCAGCUGUUUCAAGAGGCUUUCUUACCACAUUCCCGGAGAUCUUCAUAAACCUCGGAAUCCUUCUUGGAUAUGUCUCGAACUAUGCAUUUUCGGGAUUACCUUCAAAUAUUAAUUGGAGGGUUAUGCUUGCCUUAGGGAUAUUCCCUUCGGUUCUCAUCGGUUUUGCACUAUUUGUGAUCCCGGAAUCACCAAGGUGGUUAGUUCUUCAAGACCGAGUCGAUGAAGCAAGAUCGAUACUAAUUAGAACAAUCGGUGAUGAAAAAGAAGUGGACGAAAGACUUGCCGACAUCCUACAAACUGCUAGCAAAGCAAAAUCGACAAAAAGUGAAGAAAAAGCAGUUUGGUACGAAAUUUUAAGGCCUAACCCAACAGUUUAUAGAAUGCUUUCAGCUGGGGUUGGCUUACAAUGUUUCCAACAAAUCACAGGAAUAGAUGCAUUAGUUUAUUACAGUCCAACAAUUUUAAAGUCGGCUGGGAUCGAAGGUAACACUGAGCUUCUAGCUGCAACAGUCGCAGUCGGAUUGACAAAAACAGUUUCUAUACUGAUUGCUCUCGUCCUCAUCGAUAGAAUAGGUAGGAAGCCGUUGUUGUAUACAAGCACCAUCGGAAUGACAGUUUGCUUGUUCUGUAUAUCAAUAAGCUUGCCGUUUAUGGGAAAAGGUGCUGCUGGAAUUGCGCUGGCAUUACUAUUUGUUUGUGGGGAUGUCGCCUUUUUUUCAGUAGGAAUAGGCCCGAUUUGCUGGGUUUUGACUUCAGAGAUUUAUCCAUUAAGGUUACGAGCUCAAGCAGUUGCUGUCGGUUUUGCAGCUAAUAGAGUGUGCAGUGGGCUUGUUAGUCUGUCUUUCCUGUCUGUUUCUAGUGCAAUUUCAGUCCCCGGAACUUUCCUAAUCUUUUCUGCAUUAUCUGCACUUUCAGUAUUGUUUGUGCACAAAAUUGUACCAGAGACGAAAGGAAAGACACUCGAGCAAAUCGAGUGUUUGUUCCAAGAGAGUGAUGGGUGGAAGGAGAGUCGAUUAGAGCUGGCAGAUACUGAGCGUUUAGUGUUGUAACAUUCUACAUGUAAGAAAUUGAUCGGAAACUAUUUUGAUUUCAGUAGAUCUAGAUGAUAUUCUUCCCAUAAAGCGUUCCAAGAACUCGAGCAGAAAAUGGCUUGUUUGACAGAUUCAUUUGAGUUACACCAUUGUUUUCACUACACAUUACACAAUUACAUAGAAUUUUUAGUGAAUAGGAAAGUAUGGUUAGUUGAUAGUUGAUAUGUAAUAUACUCAUGUAUUAAGUGAUGAACUAUCAUAACCUUUUUGACAAUGGCACUCUACUUUUGUUAUGUAAAGCUAAGAAAAACAAUCAUAGGCCUAAGUUAAAGUGAUGAA
Molecule: messenger RNA, 2198 nt
Organism: Amaranthus tricolor (Joseph's coat)
Lineage: Eukaryota; Viridiplantae; Streptophyta; Magnoliopsida; Caryophyllales; Amaranthaceae
Product: probable polyol transporter 4
Exons: 2
Coding region: 345-1877 (510 amino acids)
Biological process (GO): transmembrane transport
Cellular component (GO): membrane
Molecular function (GO): myo-inositol:proton symporter activity
Source: RefSeq, a predicted model, not a curated record